UAGAUUAGACGUUACAGGCUUGUUAUAGUUUUAUGUUGGUCAAGCCUGACGUCUAAUAGUUAUUGCUCAAAAACGCGUAGCAUUUUGAAAAUUUAAAAAAAUGUCUGUUGACUUGCCUUUCAAGCUUUAUUCAAAAGCUUAUCUUCUGUUUUUUCAAAUGCAUGGUCUAUCAUUAACAAAAACUUUCAAACAAUGUACUUAUCAAUUAAAAAUAAAAUAUACAUAUCAGUCUAUUUCGCUCAUCGGCCAUACUGGUUAAGUAAAGCGUUUUACAGAUUGAUUCCAAUUUUUUGAACGGAAAAAUAUAUUCGAACACACUGACGGUGCAUGGGCAAUUAUUUCGUUGAAAAAAUAUUCCGUUAGAAACUUCUGGACUCAUUUAAACGCUUGCAUUUGAAUUAGCCAAUCAGAUUUCGCGCACUGUAUGGCGGCCAUUUGUAUAUUGGCUGUACAAGGAAUUUAAUUAAAUGAGAGGAUUUAAUCAUGACUUUUCGGAUGUGACAGUUCAAUUAUUUUGUUAAAAGGAUACCUUGUGUUCUAUACCACUGAUCAUACAAAAGAUGACAUCGACUGGGUCGUAGAAGGUGUUCUUGGAGAUAAACAUUCCAUGACUAUCACCGACCUUACUGCUGAUACUACCUACUAUUUCAAAGUUCAGGCGAGAAAUAGUAAAGGUUACGGUCCAAUGUCACCCAUGAAAAUAUACAAAACUCACAAAAAGGAUGUAACUGUCACAACUCCAAUAUCUACUCAACAGAUCCCGGUUGACUCUGAGAGUGACGUCGGCACAAUACCGGCAAGAUUUAUUAUACCUCCACAAACGAAAUUUAGGAGGGUGUAUAAGGGAGUCAGCUUGUCGGUCGGUUGGUCGGUUAGUCCGUCGGUCUGUCCACAUCAUGGUUUUCGGACGAUAACUAGAGUUUGGAAUGAGGUCAAGGUUGCUGGUGGGAGUAUUAAUCACCUUUACUCAUUAACCCUGAAGAUGUAAGUGAUAAGUUGCUCAGAGCAACACAACUUCAAUUCUAUCGAGAAGAAAUAAUGACAGCUCAGAAGAGGCGACAGUUAAUGGAUAUUGAGAAGAAAUUCUUUAAAAAUGCUAAGAAAUAUUUCCAAAGGAACGA
This is a messenger RNA of Ruditapes philippinarum (Manila clam), 1121 nucleotides long. RefSeq lists its product as uncharacterized. The transcript has 7 exons. NCBI's taxonomy places the organism in Eukaryota, Metazoa, Mollusca, Bivalvia, Venerida, Veneridae. The record is from RefSeq and is a predicted model, not a curated record. Bases 608 to 988 code for a protein of 126 amino acids. Gene Ontology annotation, molecular function: protein binding.